AUGAAUGAGGGAAUAGAGCUUGUGGCCAUCUUAUCCAAGCUUAGCAUGUGCAACAUCCACAUUUGGGGCAAUUGCUUUAACUGCAUAGAGCCUAAUUGCGCAGAACAACUCGGUGAAUUGGAUAGGUCUCUCAGGAGGCUAUUAGAAUUACUAGAGUUGGAGCAAAGGAGGAAUGUGACAGAGCUCUUAUGUUUGGCAAGACACGCCAAAGACAAACAAGAUGAUUUGGAGAAAAAGCAAGAUGAAUUAGAGAAAAAAGUAGAUGUUAUAUUGAGGGGGCAGCAGGAAAUCCAUGCCAUGCUGAUGGAGCAGCAGGAUGUAAUAAGGAGAAUUGUUUCGAAUAGUGAGCAACAAGCCCCAUUAUCAAGUGAAGGAGGGGCUGCUAAUCCUGCUCUAGGACGACUAGGAGUAGUAUUCCGGCAGUUAUUUGAUGCCGUUGCACAAGUGACAGUCGAGAACAUGAUGUUUAAACGGCUGCUCAAAACAUUCAAAUCCACGCUCUACUGCAUACAGCCUCUAAUAGAAGAGAUAACAGAACAUAGUAGGGUCCUGCAUCUUCCAAACCAAGAAGCAGAAAAGCUUAUUCUACAAAUAGAGAAUGGUGUAGAGUAUGUUCUCAAAUGCUCCAAAGUUGGCAAGCAUGCCAACUACAAGAAGUACAAACACACCAACAAAAUUCUUGAUCUAAAUGAAUCAUUUCAGAAGCUCUUCAUUGAACUCAAAGGACAGGUAGAAAGGAACGUGAAGGAGGCCAUAGACUCUGCAGAUAAAAUAGAGAUGGCGAUCAGGAAAAUUGAAGCUGAAUUAGAUUUAUGUGACGUCCAACUGCCUGAACAUCCUUCACCUGCAAUUGGAAUUGAUAUACAUAAUAUGCAGGGAUUAAGAGAUGUAUCUGAGACUUUGUUGGACUCAACAAGUGUUGAAGAUGAGGGGUUGCAGCGAACUGAAGACAAUAGGGCAGUACAAAGUCAAAUCAACAUCCAAGGUUCAUUUGACGUGCCCCCUCAAGUCCCUUCACAUGCGGACGUAUUGCAUGUACUGAAGAUGCAGCGAUGCGGACGUAUUGCAUGUACUGAAGACCGCCUCCCCUAUGCAUCGCCUACCCCCUCAUCCUACUCCAGCUGCUUCACCCCUUCUGAGUCGAAGAGCUCCGCCAGCUUCGCCGACUCCGUGUUUUCCUAUGCGUCCGGAGCUGGGAGUGAGAGGAGACGCGUGUCUCGUUACAGCCAGGAAGUUUAUGCCAACUUGAAUGAGUCGAGAAAAGAGAGACAGGCUGGGAGUGUGAAGUUCACCAUGGAUGAAAUCUAUAGGGCCACUAAGAACUUCUCUCCCUCGGUCAGGAUCGGACAAGGCGGCUUUGGGACGGUAUACAAGGGGAGGCUUGAAGAUGGGACCUUAGUUGCUAUUAAGCGUGCCAAAAAGGGUGAAAAUAACGAGCAUUUGGUUGAGGAGUUCCAGAGCGAGAUUCAAAUGCUGUCGCAGGUGGAGCAUAUGAACCUGGUCAAGUUUUAUGGGUACGUGGAGUAUGAAGAUGAGAAAGUGGUGGUUCUGGAGUAUGUUCCUAAUGGAAACCUUAGACAACAUUUGGAUUGCAUGCAAGGCAACAUUCUUGACCUUGCGGCGCGGAUUGACAUUGCAAUCGAUGUGGCUCAUGCUGUCACCUAUCUUCAUAUGUACACAGAUCAUCCAAUAAUCCAUAGGGACAUAAAGUCUUCCCACAUUCUCCUGACAGAGAAGUUAAGAGCAAAAGUAGCUGACUUUGGUUUAGCUAGGCUUGGAGCUGAUAGUGAUUCGGGUGCCACUCUUGUGUCUACUCCAGUUAAAGGAACCGCUGGCUACCUGGACCCCGAGUACAUCAGAACCUAUCAAUUUACAGAUAAGAGUGAUGUUUACUCAUUUGGUGUCUUACUAGUUGAACUGGUUACAGGCAGGCGUCCACUUGAACCAAAACGGGAAUUCACGGAACGGAUAACUGCAAAAUGGGCAAUGAAGAAGUUCAGUGAUGGAGACGCUCUUCUAAUUAUGGAUCCCAGGCUGGAAAAGAAUGCAGCCAACAAUUUAGCCAUUGAAAACAUUCUUGAACUAUCCUUGCAAUGCUUGGCUCAACGUGGACAGCACCGGCCUAGCAUGAAGAGGUGCGCGGAGAUCCUCUGGAGCAUCCGUAAGGACUAUAAAGAGAUAUCAGCUCCAGAGUUCUGUUCAUCUACGGCCUUUUCUCAAAGGAGCUCUUCAACAAGAGAAGAUUAA
Messenger RNA from Fragaria vesca subsp. vesca, 2247 nucleotides. RefSeq lists its product as uncharacterized. The record is from RefSeq and is a predicted model, not a curated record. The coding region runs from base 1 to 2247 and encodes 748 amino acids. Lineage: Eukaryota; Viridiplantae; Streptophyta; Magnoliopsida; Rosales; Rosaceae. The transcript has 6 exons. Gene Ontology annotation, biological process: protein phosphorylation. Gene Ontology annotation, molecular function: protein kinase activity; ATP binding.